Nezara viridula (southern green stink bug) is the source of this 492-nucleotide messenger RNA. The record is from the annotation of a GenBank genome assembly. Lineage: Eukaryota; Metazoa; Arthropoda; Insecta; Hemiptera; Pentatomidae.
CAAGAGGAGAAGGGCAGAAGCAAGUCGAAGCAGUCCAGUCAACCGAUCAACAUGUACAAGGUAGCCCUUUUCGCCUGUAUGGUGGGUGUAGCAGUUGCCCAAUAUGGCCACAACUACGGACAUCACGAAGAAAAAUACGUUGAUUACUAUGCCCCACCACACUACAAGUUCGACUACAGCGUCCAUGAUCCCCACACCCACGACGUGAAGAAGCAGGAAGAGACCAGGGAAGGAGACGUGGUCAAGGGCUACUACUCCCUCUACGAACCCGAUGGUACCGAGAGGAUCGUCCACUACACCGCAGACAAGCACAAUGGAUUCAACGCCGUCGUAGAGAGAAAAGGACACGCUGUCCACCCACAAAACUAUGGACACUCCUCUGAAGCUUACUACGGACACCAUUCCGGUGGAUACUCAGGUUCUUCAGGUGGUUCCUCCGGUUACAGCGGUGGAUCAGCCUCUUCUUCUUCAUCUUACCACGGACACUACUAA